GACCUGGUAAGCGUUAAGAUGUGUUUCGACUCCCAAAACAGGUUCGAAAUAAUCGUCUCAGUCAAAACAAGACCAGUACAGAUAGAUGACUCUUGAUCAGUUCAAAGCAUGUGGAUCAAAAAGCAAGCAAUCCGAAACUAUUGAUAAUAAUGACCAAGUAUUGGUUACAUAAAAUCGGUCAAAAUUGAACAGAUAUUUGUUUAAAAUCAUAUGCGCGAUACUUGCAUAUUUAUGGCACUGCUGAUGUUGGAAGACGGUUCAGUUCCGUUUCGGCAGCUAGCCGAGCAAGUGCCAGUGUUUUAAAGAUUUUGACAAACUAUCGGAUAGGAUGGGAAGCUUCUGGAGAAGUAUGUUAGAAGUGGUGGCGGUGCUCCUUCUGGUUGUCAGCACAACAGGUGAAAAGGUUUUUAGCUGUAACAACGAUGAUUGCAAAUUUGAGUUGGAUGAACGGAGUUUGAAAGAGGACAUACACUCGUACAAGUUUAAUCUCACUGACGAAAGCGCUACCAUUGACGUAAGUUUCGAUGGAUCGCGUCUAUCGAUUGUUCCACCGUCCCUGAUCGCUGACUACGGACAUAAAUUGAAAAUGUUGAAUAUGUACAGGGCAGAUGUACAACGCGUCGAACCCGACACUUUCGGUGAAGUAUCCGUGCUACGAAUAUUACUGAUGCACGAGAAUCGUAUUUCGAAGCUGCAUAACUACAUGUUCCGUAAUGCCACCAAUCUUGAGUACAUCUACUUCGGAAACAACCGCAUCGAUGUGGUGGAAGAGUUUACGUUUGCAGGGUUGGAAAAUUUGAAGGUGCUUCGAAUGGGAAACAACAAAAUAGAAUUGCUGCCACAGAAGUUGUUUGCCGGUUUGAGCCAAAUGACGGAUCUGCACCUUUUUCAAAAUCGUAUCGUGAAGUUGCCGGAUAGACUGUUUGAGGAUCUAUCAAUGCUAGAUGAACUGUAUAUGGGAUUUAACUACAUAGAGAAGAUUCAAAAAGAUAGCUUUGUGGGGAUGCCAAAGCUAAGUAAGCUGAGACUGCACAAUAACCGCAUUAGUUCAAUUCACCCGGAUGCUUUCAAACCGUUGAUCGAGUUGAAUUUUCUUGACUUGGAAGCAAAUAAGCUAACUAACCUUGCACCAGAAACGUUGCUGUCCCAGGCGGAGUUGCUUAUUGUGGAUUUGAGCAGCAACCGCUUGAAAGAGCUUCCGAAAGAUCUGUUCCGACAUGCUGUAGUGUUGCAGACACUGAUGCUGAACAAUAAUUCUCUUACCCAAUUGCAUCCCGAUCUGUUUGAGAGUGUGGAGAUGUUAUCAGAACUGCAUAUCGCGAACAACCAGCUACAAUCCCUGGAAGCGGAAUUAUUUAGAAAUCUUAAACAAUUGGAGUUUUUGUUGUUAGAAAACAACCAGAUAAGUCACAUUUUCCCAGGAACUUUCGAUCCUUUGAAAGGGCUCGAACAGUUAAAUUUGAAUAACAACGGGCUCAUGAUGAUUGAAGGAGGUCUGUUCCGGGAUUUGAGAUUUUUGAAAAAGCUGUACCUGAACAAUAAUCUUAUCAGCGUGCUAAGCAGCGAAUGUUUGGAUGGUGCUAAUCAACUUCAAGAAAUCCAUCUAGAUAAUAAUCCGGUUCGAACGCUCGACGAAGCAUUUCUACAGACCCCUCAAUUGACACUGUUGACGAUGGAUAAGUGUGGGCUGAAGACCUUACCAAAAAAUCUGUUUGCUAAUCAAAAGUUUAUGCGUUUACUUUCCCUGGAGGGCAAUAAACUGUCCGAGCUAGAUCCGGAAACGUUCCGGCCACUUGAGCGACUAGUUGAGUUGGAUCUCAGCGCGAAUCGGUUGCAAAAUAUUUCGACCAGCUUAGCAAAUUUUCCCCAGCUUGACGUACUGGAUCUAUCGGGCAAUCGUCUCCGCAGCCUAUCGGACAAUGCAUUCGCGAAUACGAAACAACUGAAAAAGAUUAACCUCGAAAACAACAAACUGACAGAAAUUCCACGUGCAGUAACUAGACUUCCAAAGCUGAAAGCGAUGACCCUCGAGAAAAACAGAAUUAAAUCUACUGCUGUAACGCAAAACAUGCAACUAAAAGAACUUUACCUGGCCGACAAUAAAAUAAGUUCUCUUCAGUUAGAAAAAUUCCCCAAGCUGGAGGAGCUAUUUGUGGAAAAUAACCUACUCCACAGCUUGUCGAAAUCUACGUUUGCCAAAAAUACUAAGCUGAAGAAGUUAAAUUUAUCUGGAAACCGUCUUUCCGGUCCAUUGGAGCGUGUUUUCACCCCUCUUAGAAAGCUGGAAACACUUACUUUAAGUGACAAUGCGUUGGGGUUAUUAACACCUGCAACGUUCCAAGGGCUAGUAAGUCUGGAAGAUUUAAAGCUAAAGAAUAUCAGUCUCCCUAGACUCAGUAAUUUAUCGUUUGCUUCUCUUUCGCUUCUGGAAAAGUUGGAUCUAUCGGAGAACCGGCUGGCCAACGUUGAUGCGCCGGCUCUACGUAAUAAUGGAAUGCUCAAAAAAAUCUACCUCAAUGAUAACCUUGUAAGCAUCGAUGACUUGAGCGGCUUGGUGGGACUGAAACGUUUAGAAUCGAUGUCACUUUCGUAUGAAAACGUGAUCGUACCAAAAGCGUUGCUGAAAAACAAACCGAAUCUUGAAGAGCUUUUCAUACAGGGAAGUAUGUUCAAGAGUCUACCGGUUCACUUCUUCCGUUCAGCGCGAUCGCUCAAAAAGCUAUCAAUCUCCGACAAUAAGCAGUUUGUGAAGCUUCCAAAAGAUUUCUUCGCGGAUGUGCCGUAUCUGAUUGAGCUGGUUUUGCUGAAAAAUAGUCUAUCUACUCUCGAGACGGGAGUAUUCGAUCCCUUGGGAUUACUAGAGAAGUUGGAUGUGUCGGAAAAUCCGAUCAGGUUGCUACCAGAAGGUUUGUUCGCAAAGACGUACAGUUUGAAAAGCUUGAGACUAGCUGAUGCAAAUCUAUCCACCGUGCCCGUUGGAAUGUUCGAUAACCUGUACGCACUGAACGAGCUUGAUCUGAGCAACAAUCAGCUGAAAACGCUUCCGAACGGUGUUUUCCGUCGUCUCUACUCACUGGAAAUCAUUUCGCUGGAUAACAAUCUAUUCGAGCAGGUGGAACCGGCUCUAUUUGAUGGUAUGGAGAAGCUGAAAAGAGUACAUCUGGCUGGAAACAAGCUGAGCACCUUGGAUCCUCAGCUGUUUGCCGGACUACCGCUAGAAGGACUUGAUCUUUCGAAAAACAAAUUCACCUCUUUCGACGAGAGUGUGAUGGCGUUUGCCGAUCAGCUGCUUAUUCUGGGACUAGAAAGAAAUGCUCUUACAUCGCUGAAGGUAUCGUCUACGCUUGAGAAGCUGUACAUCGAUGGCAACCAAUUGUCUACGAUCGAGGUGCAACUGACGGAGUCGGCAGCAUUCAGCACACUCACGACCAUUUCGGCUGUAGGCAAUAAUUUCAGCAGCCUCGAAACAUUCUACAAGCUCAAAAUGCUAUCCGAACUGGACGUGUCCUACAACAGGUUUGCCGAGUUGGAGCUAGGCAAACUGUGUAACGAAAUAGUACCCCUAUAUAUGUUGAAUGUAUCGAACAGCUUCGUGCAGCGUAUCAAGACCGAUGGCAUUGAAUCACCGACGUCCCUAAUGCAUCUAGAUAUCUCAAACAACAACCUUACGACACUGGACGUAGGUAACUUCGCAGUGUUCCAGAAUCUGGAGAACUUUGUGUUAGGAGGCAACAAGUUCGAUUCAUUUUCGGUGUCCGAUCUGAUAAGGACGUUCAAGUAUCUGAAAACAAUCGGCCUGGAAGGUACGACCUGGAAGUGUGGUUUUUUGAACAGUUUGAAGAAGUCAGUACAGAAGGUUCAUGUUGAGUUUUGGUACAAAUCACGGGAUGAAAAAUACGAUAGUGCUGCUGAUGUGUGUUCGAAGGAGGUCGACGGUAUUUGCUGCGAAUAA
Molecule: messenger RNA, 3952 nt
Organism: Anopheles funestus (African malaria mosquito)
Lineage: Eukaryota; Metazoa; Arthropoda; Insecta; Diptera; Culicidae
Product: protein artichoke-like
Exons: 2
Coding region: 329-3952 (1207 amino acids)
Cellular component (GO): plasma membrane
Molecular function (GO): protein binding
Source: RefSeq, a predicted model, not a curated record